Choloepus didactylus (southern two-toed sloth) is the source of this 3930-nucleotide messenger RNA. RefSeq names its product coiled-coil domain containing 91 (gene CCDC91). Gene Ontology annotation, biological process: Golgi to lysosome transport. NCBI's taxonomy places the organism in Eukaryota, Metazoa, Chordata, Mammalia, Pilosa, Megalonychidae. The record is from RefSeq and is a predicted model, not a curated record. The coding region runs from base 362 to 1864 and encodes 500 amino acids. The transcript has 15 exons. Gene Ontology annotation, cellular component: trans-Golgi network.
CGGGGGCAGAGGUGUUCGAAGCCUUGUGGCGUGUGGGCUAUUCCAACUUGCGUGACUGGUUCUGUGGCUUCUCGCACGAGUCUGGGGUCGUUCCCUGGCUGUGAGCGCGAAGGUCCGUGUGCUAGGGGUGGGUCACCUGACAGCGUGGGUGAGCUUCGCGGCGGAGGCGAGCCCAAGCGGGGAGCAGGAUGUUUGCUGCUGCUGCUGCUACACUAGUUGCUUUUCUGAUGAGAGUUGGGGCAAAGCCUGGUUUCCUGGAGGGUAAAAUCUUGGCCACAGCUAUAGGUGACUCAGCGGCCCUGUAAGAAUUCCGACGCGUUCCUUCCCUCCCCCUCUCAAGUGUGCAGAUUCCACUGGAAGAAUGGAUGAUGAUGAUUUUGGUGGUUUUGAGGCUGCAGAAACUUUUGAAGGUGGAAAUGGUGAAACCCAAGCAACAUCUCCUGCUAUUCCUUGGGCUGCCUUUCCUACAGUAUCUGGAGUCCAUCUUUCGCCAGCUUCUCCUGAGAUUGUACUGGACCAUGACCAUUCUUCGCCUUCAGUUGGCUGCCUGCCUUCUGAUCCUAUAAUUUCAUCACCAGAAAAUGCACAUGUGAACAACAGCAUUGUUAGUCAAACUGUACCUAAGGCACAGAUUCAGCAAUCAACACACACUCAUCUGGAUAUCUCACUUUUUCCAUUGAGUUUAACUGAUGAGGAAAGCAAUGGACCAGUUGCUCUUGUGGAUGAUUCUGAGGAUCCUGGAGCCAGUGUAUCAACCGUACAGCUUCAGCAAAAAAUUUCAAGUCUGAAGAUUAAGCUCAGAAUUUCUGAAGAAGAAAAGCAGAGAAUUAAAAAGGAUGUGGAAUCAUUGAUGGAAAAGCAUAGUGUUUUAGAAAAAGGUUUCCUAAAAGAAAAAGAGCAAGAGGCCAUUUCUUUUCAAGAUAGAUACAAAGAACUUCAGGAAAAACAUAAACAAGAAUUGGAAGACAUGAGGAAAGCUGGUCAUGAAGCCCUUAGCAUUAUUGUGGAUGAAUAUAAGGCUCUCCUGCAGUCUUCAGUUAAGCAACAAGUAGAAGCCAUUGAAAAACAGUACGUUUCUGCAAUUGAGAAACAAGCAUACAAGUGUGAAGAGUUGCUAAAUUCUCAGCAUCAGAGGCUUCUUGAAAUGCUGGAUACAGAGAAGGAACUGCUAAAAGAAAAAAUAAAGGAAGCUUUGAUUCAGCAAUCACAGGAACAGAAGGAAAUACUGGAAAAAUGUUUGGAGGAAGAAAGGCAAAGAAAUAAAGAGGCAUUAUUAUCUGCUGCAAAGCUUGAGAAAGAAGCAAUGAAGGAUGCAGUGUUAAAGGCCAUAGAAGAAGAAAGAAAAAAUUUGGAAAAAGUUCAUGCUGAAGAAAGGAAAUUAUGGAAGACUGAACAUGCAAAAGAUCAAGAAAAAGUGUCUCAAGCAAUUCAAACAGCUGUACAAGAACAAAGAAAAAUAAGCCAGGAAACUGUUAAGGCAGCAAUAAUAGAAGAGCAGAAGCGAAGUGAAAAGGCUGUGGAAGAGGCAGUAAAAAGAACAAGAGAUGAACUGAUAGAGUAUAUAAAAGAACAGAAAAGGCUUGAUCAAGCCAUCCGCCAGAGAAGCCUGUCCAGUUUGGAACUGUUCCUCUCCUGUGCCCAGAAACAAUCACAUCAGGAGCUGCUCAAGCACAGCUGGAGGACCAUGGGCAGGUGGACCACAUCUGGAACAGUGUGUGCUGGGGCAACACAGCUGGCGCUCUCCCCCACACUACCGUCUUCCCUCUCACUUUUCAGAGAUCUGGGGCAGGAGUCAAGACACCUGUCUUAUAGGUUCAGCAUCUGUGGCUUCCCGGACAAAGUCACAUUACAUCUCAAGUUUUAAUUAUAUAUUCCAUGGUUUCAUAGAUAAGAUGUAACAUCUCUAGACCCUUCAUUUAGUUUUUUGUUUUUUCCUAUCAUCACACGUAUGUGCACACACGGUUUAACCUUGACCUGCUUAGCUCUAGUUUGAUAACCAGAUACAGAUGAAGGAAUCAGCUUUCAGCUAAACUCUACUAAUUAUUUGGGCAGUAUGUGGCUAAAUGAGAAGUCAAUUUGACAACCUGCAGACAGGAUUUGUCCUGAAGCCCUGUUUUCUUUGGCCCCUGCAAUAUAUUAUAAAAACAUUGACAUGUUGCUAGAUUUUAAAUAUGGGCUAUUUCACAAAACCAAAUAUUCAGAUUCUCCCAUAAAAUCAGAAAAUCUGGCAAGAUGACAACAGUUGGCUAAAAUGAGUCCAUCAUUAUAUUGUCCUUGUAGUUCGUAGGGUUUUUUCCAAUGUCAGUACCACUGACAUUUGAAGCCCAAUAAUUUGCUGUUGGGGGGAACUGCCCUGCAUAUUGUAGGAUGUUUAGCAGCAUCCCUGACCUCCACCCACCAAAUGCCAGCAGCAGUAGCAACCUCCUCUCAGUUAUGACAACCAGUUGUGACAUUGCCAAAUGGUCCCUGGAGGCAAAAUCACAUUCAGAACUGCUGUAGGCAUUUCAGUAAUGACCCCUGGAAAACAGAAUUUUAUAGCCAGAAAAGAUGUGGUCAAACCCUCUCAUUGUACAGAAGAGGAAACAAAGACCCAGCAGAGAGGUUCAAUAACUUGUUCAAUGUGAUCCAAAUAGUGGCAGAGCACGGACUAGAACCCAGGUCCUCUGAACCCUGCAGCCUGCUGAUCCCCCAGGGCUGGCCGCCGCGGCCUCUCCCCCUGCCAAGCCCACUCGGCUAAGCAUCCUCAGCAUCCCCAACCCAUCCUGCCCUGCAGCCAACAGAACAGCUCUUCACACACACCAUCACCUCCUUGGUACAGGCAGCCCAUAGUUUCACUCAGACAAGAAAGGGUGUUUCUUCAACAUUUCUCCUGUUCUCUGUUCCACUUAUUUGCCAUAGGGCUUUCCUCGUUCCCAGCCUAUUUAGCUCACCAGUCUCUCCUGCAUUUUUGAGGUAUUUCAUGUAAAGCCACUUAGAAAAUAAAUGUGCACCCCAAACCAAAUAUUUUUUGAAGUCAUUUGUCACUAUGCUUACUCCUAAGAGUGAUAUUGAUACACUUAGCAUUUGUUUCAUCCUCUCAGGUCUGGCCCUUUUGGAUUAAAAAAAAUGGUUUUCAGAAUAUAUUAAUCAUUUCUCACAAGACACACUCUCUUCUCAGAAUAAUAGAUUCCUCUGAAGUCACAAAAUACCUUACUUGGCUCACUGCACAGGAGCCCCAACACUGGCGUUUUGGUCUUGGCCACUAUCUAACGGUGUCACCCAAGCAGGGCCACGGCUUCCUUGUAGAUUAAAUGCUGUGCUUGGGUGAUGACUAAGAUCCCUUCAAGCUCUAGCAUUCUGUGAGAUAAUGAUCCAGGAAAUUAGUGGGAUCAACAGCUUAUAUUCUUAUUUCAUCCAUCAAAGAGCAUGUAUGAGCUCCUUCUGACUAUCAAAUUCUGUUAUAACGAGUCUGACUGAUAACAUUUUUUGACAGAGAAAGCCAAGAAAACAUCUAUUACAAAAUGUUACUCCCUUACACACUCCACAUGCUUAUUAUAAAACUUCCUAGUUACCAGUAAGAUAUCUUAGUUAGAAAGUAAAUUUGCCAGAUGGCCAAGCCAUUUUUCACCCUGCCUUGUAGAUUUAUGUAAAUAACACAUGAAUCACUCUCCUGCCCACCACUGCCGUUGCUCCCCCUCUGUCUGGUAGGAGCUUUCAUACGUUAUGAGCUUGUGUUUAUGGGGCACUAUCUGUGAACACCAAUUACCAGAGUACCACAACCACAUAUGGGUUCUUAUUUCUUUGGUUUCUGUUCUAUUCUGGGUACUGCUCUCUCUGGCAUAUUUUCCUACUUGUCUCACCUUCUGAUCAUCUCCUUUUUUUUUUUGUUUUUUUGGAACUUGAGGGGGAAAAAAUCCCUACAUGAGAGACAGUGCAAAUGAUAAUACUAUA